CUUUCCUUAAUUAUGUAUGAGUAGUUACUUUCUUAAAUAUAGGGCUUAUUAAGGUUUUUAUGAAUUACUGAAACAUAGAACUGUCAGGGUGAUUUAAUAGGAUCCUUUACAGAAUUGAGCUAACUGCUUGUGUUCUAGAGUACCUAACUUGAACCAUGAACUUAGGAUAUUGACAAUUGUAAAAGUUGAUUCAUACCUGAUAAUAAUUAUGCUGAGCUAGGUUCUUAGAUACAUGCGAGAGCUGGUUUAGACAUCUAGUGAUCAUAUCGAUUAGGUCGUUAAUGCUUGUCUGUCUAAGCAAGCAUCGAUCGACACUCUGUAGUAUCAAUCGACACUCUAUAGUAUCAAUCGACGCUCAUUCCUUGUUCGCAUGCAGAGCUGGAACAAAGACUUAGCCAUCUGAUUAGACUCAUAGCGAGAGUUGGAUAUCUUAUUAUUGCAUUCGAGUUCUAGGACGGUUUAUCACACACCCUUAGCAUCUAAACAUCAUAAUUUUGACUGCAUAAAAUCCUAAGUUUAAAUAUUUUAUGUUAUAUUCUCACAACCAACUUGUUUACUGGUUACUGCUUUAUUAUUAUUUUCCUAGUUUAAUCUUAAUAUAUCUAAAUUAUAUUAUGUGUAUGCUCCCCGUGGAUUUUAUCCCUAAGUACUACAACUGAACCUCUUAUUGGAGAGAUAAAGUUGUUCAAGGGUAAUUUGAGUGAUAUCAUAUUCCAUAAGAGAGAUUGAAGAAUAUAUGUUUCUUGGGAAGUUAGCUAAAGUUAGCCACAUAAUAUAAUAGUAUAAAUAGAGAAAGACGUGCCUUGGGUUACACACCACCUCAGAAGAAAGGUCGUAAGCAUAAGGGUUUUGGUGUCUGAUGAGAGUCGACACAAAACAUAAGGGCUAGAGGUCAUGAGGGGUUGUUGGGUCAAGGAAAGAUCAAGAAGAAACGUGUUAGGCUAGUAUAUUUGUCUGAGUGUGAGAAGUUAGUCAACUCGGAAGAUAGUUAGUAAGACAUUUUCUUGUAAAUAGAAAUUCUCACUAUUGCUUCUGCUGUAGUACUUUGUGAAAUAAAUAAAGCAUUGUACUUGUGUAUAUUACUCUCUGUAUCAGACCAUCUUGUACUUUCAAUUGGUAUCAGAGCGGAUCACCUAAGUCACUGGUGGAGAUCCUAAAGGCAAGAGGGAAGACAGAGUACAACAGGAAGCAUGGUGGUUGAGUUGAAGUAGUUAGUGUAUGUGUGAUGUAUUCUAAAACUCAAUCAUCAAGGGGGAGAAUGUUAAUGCAAUAACGACUGAGUUUUAGAAGCUAAAGACAACAAAUCCUCAAGGGUUCUUGUACAAGUCGUGAAGCACUACAUGAAGCAGUACAAGAAGUGAUACAUGAAUCGAAGCUGUGUAGCAUACUUGAAGACUGGACUUGGAGCCCACUUAGAGCUGAACUAAAGGAUACUUAGAGGUUAAGCAAGCUAUGAUUUACCUUGGAGAAAUUUCCAAAAGGUUUUGAACAAGAUUUGGAAAUAUUUCAUAAUGGAGAUUUGGGAAUAUCUGUUUCUUUAGAAGUUGGCUAAGGUUAGCAAAAAAUCUACUAGUAUAAGUAGAGAAAGAUGUUCCUUGGGUUAGGCACCACCUGAGAAAAUAAGCCGUAAGCAUAAAAUUUUUGGUGUUGAAUGAGAAUAGACAAAAAGCAUAAUGGCUAAGGGUCAUUAUGGGGUCAUGAGGGGUUCUUGGGUCAAGAAUAGAUCUAGGAACGUGUUAGGCUAAUGUCAUCGUCUGAAUACGACAUGUUAAUAUAAGAAAUUUUUUUUGUAAAGAGAAACUGUCAUUAUUGUUUAUGCGGUAAUACUUUGUAAAAUAAAUAAACAUUGUACUUGUCUGUAUUACUCUCUAUCAUUCUUGCACUUUGAGAAUCUAAUCACCUCCGAAACAAGGUUAUCCGUUUCCUGAUUUCCGAUUUCAAAUUCUUUCAAACAACAAUCUUUUUUUUUCUUUGUCAAACAAACAACAAUCUUUAAAGUUCCCAAAUUAGAAAGAGAUUGAAAGAGUACCUACUUCCUUUGACAUAUCAAAUUGAGAAAGAGCAUCUUCUUCCUCAGCCGUUCUGAAACAAAAUUUAAAUAUAUAAAAGCGGGAAAUUUUCAAUGUGUUCAUUUAGAUAAGAGAUUAAAUCACCUGAAGAAAUUGGGAGAGUGAACAGAUCAGAGACGAAUAAAGCCUUAUAAAAACCUUAAUUUAAUAUGGGUAAAUCAUUUGGCGGGAGAAGAAAAGGUAUAACGCGAAACAGUCUCUCUGAUUGAGUAAGAGGGAAUUAGGAGUGUGGACAAGUGUGAUUCGCACGAUCUAAGCCAAUGAGAACAUAAGAUACGUGUGGAUUCACAGAUCAGACGGUUGGGAUUUCGUUAUUAUCAGUAAUUAAGGGUUUCCACUAUCCUUGGCUUAUUCUCAGCCGUCGAUUUUGCUUUCUCUUGUCUGAAACCUAACCGCCAAAUUUCUUUUAUAAUCGUAACAUAGUUUUUUUUCUUAUGGAGAAGGAGAGAGAGAAGCAAGUGUACUUGGCUAAACUCAAUGAACAAGCCGAGAGAAACGAUGAGAUGAUUGAACCAAUGAAGAAAGUUAAAGCUCUCAAUGUGGAACUCACAAUCCCUGAGAGGAACCUGUUAUCUGUUGGAUACAAGAAUGUGAUUGGUGCUAGGAGAGCGUCGUGGAGAAUCCUCUCUUCGAUUGAGCAGAAAGAAGAAUCCAGAGGACAUGAAGAGAACGCAAAGAGGGUCAAAGAUUACAGGCCUAAAGUUGAAGAUGAGCUCUCCAAGAUCUGCUAUGACAUUUUGGCCGUCGUUGAUAAGCAUCUUGUCCCAUCGGCAACUUCAGGAGAAUAUACUGUUUUCUACUACAAGAUGAAAGGAGACUAUUUCAGAUACUUGGCAGAGUUUAAGUUUGAUUCUGAUCGUGAUGAAGCUGUUAAACAAUCACUCAAAGCUUAUGAGGCCUCAACGACCACAGCUACCUCUGAAUUGGGUCCUACUCAUCCGAUCAGACUGGGCUUGGCUCUGAACUUCUCUGUCUUCUACUACGAGAUCAUGAACUCUCUAGAACGAGCGUGUCAUUUGGCGAAGCAAGCGUUUGUUGAAGCCAUUGCUGAGUUAGAUAGUCUUAAUGAAGACUCUUACAAAGACAACACACUUAUCAUGCAGCUCCUCAGAGACAACCUCACCUUAUGGACCUCUGAUCUAGAGGAAGGAGGUAAUAAAAACAAUAACACGAGACAUAACCACUUCUGUAAACUGUAUUGUGUAACUUGCAUUGAAUGAAUUUAUACACCUUUUUAUCUUGCAGGUGAACAAUCUAAAGAGGACAAUUCGCAAGAUGAGGUAAGCAAAUCUAUGGAACAACUUUCCACUUUUUCCUAAUAAUUUCCUUCCUCUUCACAUUUUUGUAAACUCUGCAGGACAAAUGAAGCCAUAAACACUCCUUUGGCAAGGUUUACACUUCUCUUCUCGGUAGUUCUUCAGUUGGCGAAGGAUUACCUGAAACCACUAUCUCUGUCAUUUGUUGCUCUCUUUUCUUUUGGGAUUUUUUCUAACACAUUGAAAUGAAACUUAUGUGUCGUCACUUAUUAUUUUCUUGACAUUGAAACCUCUCUACACUGACGUCUACCAAUUGAUUUGUCCUUUACUGAGAAAUAAUUGAAACAUUAAAAUUGAUUUAUACUGUUAAGGCAUUAGACUAGGUUUGAGUUCGAUCUUUAUCAAGUUUCCUAAGCGUUAGUUAUGUUUGAUAGCGUAGCUCCUUAACUAGUGACUGUUUACGAAUCGAAUCCAAACGCAAACAACACAGACAAUUUGUUUACCCAGUCUUCGGUUCCUACUGAGUAGGGAGAGAACAAAACUCUCAUGCACUUCACUAUUGAUCGGAUUGAUACUACAGCAAUGAUCUCACUCGAUCUAUCUUUCAAGUGCAGGUAUUACAGAAGGAUUUACCGAGAACUGUUCGGAGAAGAGUAUCAAAGUGACUGCGAAGAAGAUGACUCACUAUCAGCCUCCGAUUCCUCUGAUGACAAAGAGGACACGCAGAAUGAUCCGGAGAAAGCUCCUUGAUCUCAAGAGAUAUGAUCAACUACUGGAUCUCUCUAUUCUCGAUCAAGCUUUCUCCUCCGCUCUGAUACUUUCUCGCUUUCUCUCUUUUGUAACUCUCUCUCUCUGUAUUCGCUUCACUCUGUUUCUUGAGGAAGACGAUGUCCACUUUUGUAACCGUCACCUUAUCCUCGUCAGCUCGAUGAUAUUGAGCUGAAUCUUAAUGAGCUUUUAUGCAGCCCAUCCCAUUUACCAUCUUGUUAUGAUUACUCCAUAAGCCCAACUCAAAGCCCAGACCUUAAAACGACAACACCUCACAAAUCUCCACCUUUGUCGAAUUAGGUCAGUUUCAAACCGAAGAACUUCCGCCGAAAUGCACUUCAGCUUCCUAGACUUGCAACCAUGCCUCCAUCUCCCCAAACCAGUCACUCUGGUUCAAAUAGCUAUCCCAAAACAAAUGAAAACCCCUUUCUGAUUCCUCAGGAACCUGUAAACAGCCCUGACCCGCUGUUUUACAAUCCUGAACUCGUAAGAUCUCCUACUCUCACCUUUCCAGCUGAUUUCAGAAUACCAGACUCUGCCUCUGUUCCAGUACCGCCAGAUCCCAAACCUAUCCUGACUCAAAAUCCAACUGAAUCCACUGAAGUUCACCCACGCAGACUUUCCAACCUUGAAUAGUGUAAGUACUUUUCACUUCUUCAAGAACAUACAAUUACCUCGCAAAACAAUCCAGAUUCACUAAGUUUACCCUUUUCAAUCAACCAGCAUCUGAACCUGUUUAGCAAGACUCUAGUAACCCUUGCGUAAGAAUCUCAGUUACUCUUCAAACUUCCCAUUAGUUAACUCCGUUGUUUGACCAAGAACAAACCUCUAACUCAAUUUGCUCUCUGAUGUAACAUGUGCUCCUUGUUGAGAUGACCAAACAACAGUGCCAUCUCGGAGUACUUGUCAAAUCACUUAGGCAAUGAUCCCCAGCGUUACGGGGCACUUCUCGAAUGCACUUCCAGGUAACGUCUUUGUUAACAUAUCUUCCGGAUUUAGACUAGUAUGUAUCUUUAGGACCUUCACUAGACACAUCUCAAUGAUAUCCCUGAUGAAAUCAAUUUUCCUGGCAAUGUGUUUCUGGUACUGCCCUGGAUAGGCUGUAACUCCCUGGAUCUUUUGAAGGGGGCGUGGGUGGAUGAUAAAUGACGAUGACGGUCUUCUCCUUCAAGCUGUGGAAGGCUAUAAGGAUGUUUUGCUGCUCCUGAGACACAGGAUCACCCUGCUUGGUGUCUAGGAUGGGUCACAGAAGAUCACUCUUCUUAUUGUGAUAAAAGUUGUUCACACAUGAACAAGAUAGAGAAGUCUCCUCAGAGACGAUUGCUUGAGCCAAAGCUUACUUUUAUUGAAUAAUGGUUCAAUAAUUACAUGGAGGCUCGUGGUUACAUAUAAAACAAAGAAGAAAACGAAAUCUUAAACUAAAAUAAACCCUAAACCAAAACCAAGUCUGUUUAUGAAAAACCAUAUCCUAAUCCUAUUGCUAAUUGGUUUAAUAUAACCAAACUUAAUCCUAAUUGGUUUAAACUUAAUAAAACAAUAAAUAAAAUGAAACUAAACCAUCUUGUUCGUGCAUAAUCUUUUUGGGCCAAUCAUAAUCCAAGCUGGCUUGUCUUUCCACUUUUUGGGCCGAUAAAGGCCUUUUUCAAACAACUCUUGCUUGGGCUCGAUCCAUCUUGUUCCUGGUCCGACCAAGUACCUCCAUAAGCUCAUUUUAUUGAUAAAGAUGCUCCUGAUUUUCCAUUUCCAGCUCAGGUUCUUCAUCUUCCAUUUCCAACUCAUUUCUCGCCCAUUUCGGUUUGAACAGUCCAUUUCUCGAUCAUACCGAUCACCCAUUUCAUUUCCUGUCCAACCAGCUUCAUCCCAUCCAUUUCCUGGUCAGUCAGAUUGAAUACUAAUCGUCCAUGAUGGCCAAUAGUCAUUCCUAUCUUUAUAAAGGCCUCAUUAAGGCCCAUAGCCUUCUCCAGGUCCAAUACCUCAUGAAUAAGGCCAACAAGCUCUCCACUAAGCCAAUUAGGUUGUGUUGUGACCCCUUGUCUUUCUGGUACAUGUAUGGACGUCCAAGAAUUGAGUUUGAAACUGAUACAGGUCGCACCAUUCCCUCUUCCUUUAAAAGGAUUUGUCCUCAAAUCCAAGCCUUGUAAGAUAACAUAACCUUGAUCAAUCAACUCCAAACUCCUUGCUCUUUUAACAACGAGUUUGUUCCUUUCUUUGCACACAAACAUAUCUUCCCCUGGCUUGAAACAUAGUGUUGCAAGCCCUUCUCAUGCCUUAGAUGUAUCUCAUUGCAAACAGCACUUAGAGAAAGCAAUUUUUGUUCCUUGUUUAUUUCAGAUCCGAUUGCUUUUGAUUGAGCUUCUCUACACUGAUACCAAACACAAGCCUUGAUCAUUGAAUUCCUGGCACGUGAUCUCAACUUAUAGUCAGCAGAAACUACCAUUGGCUCUUGCUGUUUAUGCAAGGACCCUUCAAAAUCAAGCUUCAAUGUUGUCGCUAUUUUGACAAGGGUGUUCUUGAUGCUUUUGUGCACACUCAAGCUCCCUCCAGGUUCAAAUACAAA
Molecule: messenger RNA, 6650 nt
Organism: Brassica napus (rape)
Lineage: Eukaryota; Viridiplantae; Streptophyta; Magnoliopsida; Brassicales; Brassicaceae
Product: 14-3-3-like protein GF14 omicron
Exons: 5
Coding region: 2504-3289 (261 amino acids)
Biological process (GO): signal transduction
Cellular component (GO): cytoplasm
Source: RefSeq, a predicted model, not a curated record